AAACGCGGCCGCUCAAAGUCUAUCACUCCACCUCCUGCUAUACCGCAAUACCAGCUAGAUCAUGCAAAAGAAGUUGUUAGAAAUACUCUUGGUGGAGAUCGCCAGUCAUCCCCAGAUAUUGAGGACGAUUUCGAAGAAGAAGAUUCUUUUGUUUAUGAUCCACAGUUAGCCAAGAUCGCUCAAAAUGUGAAAUCUCAAUCCAAACUUCUCGGCCACACCUCUUCUUCCGCCGAACCCAAUGGAGGAAAUGACACUGUGAAUAUCACUGUUAGAUGGGAGCCUCAUCCAUUGAACGAGCAUGGGAAACGUGAUACUUGGGGCUUCAAGUUAGACAGGACUGAUAACUUUUCCGAAUUGUUUGAGUCAGUUGCCGAAGAAGCUAAUGUGCUUGCGGACAAACUUGUCAUGGCUUAUAGAGGGAAUCGAUUUUUCUCUUCUGUUACGCCUCAGACCCUCAACAUUUGGAGCGAUGCAGAAUUUGUCGCCUGUGAUUUACCCACUUAUGAAUAUAAACGGAAGGUGGCCGCGGAACAGUUGCGCUCUGAAGCUGCAGCCAAAGCGAAUAAGACUACUACAGAUCCCCCCUCGAAUAUUAUCGAGAUUGACUCUGACGAAGAAGACGACAAAAUCGCACCCGCUGGGGAUGACCAGGACGAAGACAAAUUCAAAUUAGUCUUUCGUUCCGCUCUAACUUCAAAAGACAUUACCCUCAAUGUUCGUUCAACAACCAAGUGCGGCGCUAUUGUCAAUGCUUUCCUCAAGAAAGCCGGGUUGAUGGAGAAAUAUCCGGCACUUUCUGCGGAUGGUAGCAGUUUACAGAAGAAGACCAAGUCGAGGAGAAGUGUCGUUGGUUCGACGAUUAAUAAGGUGCCGAAGCUGAGUAUUGAUGGUGACAAGGUUGGGAAUGAUAUAGAGAUUGGGGAUUAUGACCUUGAGGAAGGUGAUAUGGUUGAGGUGGUCGACCUGUAG
This is a messenger RNA of Lentinula edodes (shiitake mushroom), 969 nucleotides long. RefSeq lists its product as uncharacterized. The record is from RefSeq and is a predicted model, not a curated record. NCBI's taxonomy places the organism in Eukaryota, Fungi, Basidiomycota, Agaricomycetes, Agaricales, Omphalotaceae. The annotation marks the transcript as partial. The transcript is spliced from 5 exons.